Molecule: messenger RNA, 7290 nt
Organism: Symbiodinium necroappetens
Lineage: Eukaryota; Dinophyceae; Suessiales; Symbiodiniaceae
Source: the annotation of a GenBank genome assembly
AUGGACUCAUCGGACGCGACAGAACCUGCGAAGUCAGGAGUGCUGCGCAGCAGCAACUUCAGCAGGAAUUCGCGGAAUUCGAAUUCGCCUGGGAAGCGUCCGUCUACAAACACUGGCGUCAGCUAUGCGCUGCCACCCGACACACCAGAGCCUCAGCAUAUGCGCAUCUCCAAGAUGACGACCGGGAGCGGCAGCAGAUCACGCAGCCAGGAGCUACGAACAUCAACAUCAGGAGUGGGACCGCAACUCACAACAGCAACGAGCACUGCCUCCCACACGAAGUCGGCAUGGUUCGCGACCCAGUCUUUCGUGACGAGCGCUGGCGGCUCAAUGAAGUCCUGGGAAGUGCGGGAGGAGGAGGCGUAUCUUGGAAGCGUUGUUGCUGAACGGUACGUAGAUCUGGAUCCAUUCGUCGAGGCGGUCGGCUACUUCAAAGAGCAACAGCGGCGUCUGGACGUGAACUCCUUGAUCACCACUCGAAAAGCAACGGAAGAAACUCGCUUUGGCUGCUUGCUCUCGGAAGAGGAAAUUGAGCAGCUUCUGCAAGAGGAGCUGGUCAGGGUGGGCAUGCAGAACACCCUGCUCAUGGACUUCGUUUUUGGACUGGUCAUUCUGGCAAACGGUGUCAUGAUGGGUCUGACAACGCAGGGUGUCGUGGACGAAGAGAGCAUGGAAGCCCAAAUAUUUGAGAUCGUUUGUGUAGGCUUGUUCACCAUUGAGUUUCUGCUUCAUUGGCUCUUCGAGCGGCUUCACCGCGUGAAGAGAUGCUGUGCAAGCCUGCGCUCACAUAUGCGAGAUAAUUGGGCCAAGUUCGACCUCACAUGCCUGGUACUCGCGUGGCUUGACCUUCUGAUGACCUACCUGAUUGAAAUUGAAGGUGGGACCUCCGCGUUUGCUGUGCUGCGAGUCCUUCGGUUGAUGCGGCUGCUGCGCUUGCUUCGGUUAUUGAAGAUCAUGCAGCAAUUGUGGCUCUUAUUGAGCAGCAUGGUGGCCGCAAUGCGCGUUCUUUCCUGGGCCACUGCAAUGCUCGUAUGCAUUUGCUACAUUUUUGGUAUCCUCGUAUACGAGCUGACAAAGGGAUCCCUGGGCACUAGGCCUGAUCUCGCGGCCGAUUGGAACGGAGUUGUCGCCUCAAUGCUGUCGCUGGCCCAGAUAGCAACUUUCAGUGGCAUUGACUUGAUUCGCCGAAGGAUCGAUGCUUCGGAUGGAUGGCUCUUCAUGCCGGCCCUUUUCCUGUUCAUGGCGAUCGCCUCGCUGGGCAUCAUCAACCUCAUUGUCGGCGUGCUCUUAACAGCUGUAUUGGACCGCGGGGACCAGGAUGACAUGUUCGAGAGCACCGUCCUGAAGCUCCGACAGCACCGGGCACUUCGGAGACUUCGCUUUGGUCUUUGUUUGCAUGCGGAAAAGACAUUGGGAAGGACGAAGGAGGGAAAGGACGACUCGCAUCUGGUUUCUCGACGAAUUCUGCAGGGUUGGGCACGGGGGCCGGACGCAGAGCUCGACAAGCAGGAAGAGGAAGCGGCUGAGGAGGACGACGACGAGACGCUACAAGAGCAGAUUCAGAACAUCCGUGCGAACCUCCGGCGUGAUUCUCCGGACAACGCCGGUAGUUCCGAGAAUUUGGUAGGCAAGGGCGUCGGAGUGAAAAUGAAGAGGCAGGCGGGCCCUUGUGGCCGAUGCUGUGCAGCCGUCUACUCGCGCUUUUGCAUGCGCCCUCUCACUUCCAUGAAACGAAUCAUGCGAAGCCGCCUUGGCACUGUGCAGAUGGAGCCAGGUGAGAUCGAAGAUCUUCGUUCCGAGUUGCCCGGUCUUUUUUCAGCAGCGGGAGUGUCUAUGCAAGACAUUGAUGCCGUCUGCUCUGAAGUGGAGAACCUCAUGGGCGACAAUGCUGGCAUCACCAUAGACGAGUUCAUUGAGAGCAUGGUUUUCAUGAAAUCGCGAGCUCACCCGCUGGAUAUAGUGGGUGUCAUGCGCGGUUUAUGGCUAAUAUAUGAAAGGAUGUCCAGCAUGGACGCUUUCUUGGAGCUCGCCGGCAACUCGCUGAAGGAGUGCAGCACACAGAUUCAACCUUUGUUGCAGAAAAUGUCGUCCAAAGAGGCCACCGUGAGAAAAGCAGUCGCCGCUAUUUCGGAGUUAUCCGAGAGCCCUGAGAUGCACGAGAGACGACGUAUUUUCGAGGAGCAGGAAGCGCGACUAUUCCUAGAGAGCCAAACGGCCUUCGACAUGUUCUUUGCAGUCGUUCUGGUGCUCAAUGCGGUCAAGCUUGGCGUGGAUGUGGUGCUCCUACCUCCAAGACUGUCCGAUUUGACCGCCAGAAGCUUCCAAAGCCCUGCCAUGGCGUGGUUCAUGCUGGAAGCGCUCUUCACGCUGACUUUCACAGCCGAGCUUUUCUUGCGUGCCAUCUUCAAGUAUCAGAUGGAAGUCAUGGGAGAGCAUGAGCUCUUUCUCUUGGUAGUCCCAAAGAUAGCUUCAACUUUGACCUUCAACCAAGUGGUCGACAUCAUCAAGUACUCCUGGCGACUCUUUAUGGACAAGCUGUUCCUUUUCGAUGUGAUUACAGUGCUCGUAUCCUUGCUUGACACCUUCGUCCUGCGUUUCGCAGGAAAUCAAACACCGGCCUUGAGACUGGUAAGUUUGCUCCGACUGCUUCGUCUGGUUCGGCUGCUCCAUUUGGUGAAAGAUCUGUCGCGACUCGUCAACGGCUUUGUCGGCAACAUCCGGUUCAUUUGCAGGUCCGUGAUAAUGAUGACUAUUUUCAUCUAUGCAAAUGCCAUUCUGAUGGUCGAGUUUGUCGGUCGCAGCGAGGACACCCAAAAUGAUGCAAACAUCCAGGCCAAGUGGGGUAACAUUCCCAGCAGCAUGCUGUCGCUGCUGACAAUGAGCACAUACAGCAGUUGGAGCUUGAGAGUGGCGGAAGUUGCUGCAUACCCUUCCCUGGCUAUAUUUAUGCCCAUAUUCGCGAUUCUAUUCCUGGCGAUUUGCAGUUUAGGCAUGUUGAAUCUCGUGACGGGCGUCAUGGUUCAGACCGCUUUCUCGUUCCUGAAGGACGACAGCAAAGAGAAGAGCAUUUACCGGCUCGUGACCGCCCGUGAGCAGAUGCACAAGGUGAUGGGGCAAUGUUACGACGACAUGCAUCGACAUGUCGAGCGAGAGCAGCAGAAGGUUAAGGAGCGGGUAAACCGGAUCCGCGAGAAGCACACAAUGCGAUUUUCCACCGAUCCAACGCUGGUCUCACAACUUCGAUCUGGAUCAGUUGAUACCUUUGCGACGACUGAGAGCUGGACGGCACCGGUCCCAGUUCCUGAAGCGCCGGCACGUCCAGGAGGAGCGCAGCCUACACCUCCACCUGAAGAGCAAUUCCUGGUGUCCGCUUUUGAUGACGACAACUAUGCGGAGGUUACUCGAUGCCUCUGGGUUUCCGAAGAAGAGGUUGGUGUGGAUGUACUUCUGACACUGAACCCGAAGUUGUCUCCAGAUGCAGACAGCGAUCCGAUGAAGAGUUUGCUCACCUGGGAGGGCGGCAAAGCUGAACCAUGCCUCGUUCUCCAACAGACUGAUCACAUUCAGCAUCAGCCAGAGGGAGAUGAGGAAGCUGGUCAGCAGCAACGUGUCAGGACAUCUUCUCAAACAAUCGUCUUCCGGCCGGUGUCACUGUCCAAGGCCACAGAAACCCUGCAGACUUUGCAAUACGCUUGGCACAUCGCUUCUGCUCCAGGAACGAAAGAGGAUGCAAUUCGGCUCAGGUACGGUGGCAAUUUCACGGUUGUGAAGGCCAGGGCUGCAACAGUACCUGGUGCCGGAAUGCUCGCAGCAGGGGAGCUAGAGGACCUGAUGCCCGUCGACCAGACACUCGUCACCAUGCGAGAGCUCAAUUAUCUCCUGCAGGACAAGCGAUUUGCAAAGAGUUUGGAGCUCAUUGGCAUGCGUCCAGAUCAAGCCCUCAUGGUGUAUCAGAAGCUGAAUUUGACGAAGACUGAGAGGGUGAAGGCAUUCCACUUCAUUGAGGCGAUCCUGCGCAUGAAGCGGCCGUUGCAAGGCUUGGAUGUGGCAGUCUCCAAGAGCAUGAUGCGUCGUCUGGUGCUUGAGGUUGAGAGCCUCGCCACCAAUUGCAUCAGGUGCCAGGACUGCUUCCGAUCCGUCUCCGAGAAGCUCCGUGAGGUGGAAAUCUUGGAGGAUCAUGCUGAGGUGGCGACCACCGAGUCCAGGAUGGAAGUGGAAAAAAACGCGGCUGCCGACGAGGAGGCUGUGGAGUCGCACGAGACAAGGGCAAAGGUGUACUAUGCAGACCUGAUGCGGCGGAACAGGCAGCUCGAGCUGAAGAUUGCCUCCAUCAAAGCCUUCGUUCGGCAUGCUCGCAAAGAGACUGCCGAGGAUGAAGGAUUGUCUCUUGCACAUCUAAGCAGAUUCAGCCUGCACGGAGGGAGUCUGCUUCCCCGUGGCCGCGCCAGAGGAAGCUCAAACCAGGAGACGAAACGGCCGCGUUCAGCCAGCCCUGGUCUGCCGGGAACCGGCGGACCUGCGGCCGUGACCAAUGGGACCGGCCUAGUAAAUGCAACUGAGCUGGAGGCGCUCUUGUACAGUCUGCUGCAGAAGAUGCUUUGUGGUCUUGUGGUUUCCGGCCUGGGCGAACUUUGUAGCUUUCCGUUGUCUCCCGUGGGAGCCAUGGAGCUCGGAGAGGCCGAGGACCAAAGUCUGCAUCUUCUGAGCCAAGAGCUGGCCCAUCAACAGGGCCUCAUUGCGCACUUGCGCAGAGAGGUUGACAGCUGUAGGGAAGAGGUUGGUGCCCUUCGUGACUGUCUCUCCAGCAAUGGCACAGUGGACAGUGUGCGAUUUCUGGUGCAUCUGCACCGGCGCCGCUUCGACCAAGCAUGUGCGGUCUAUGGCCUUGGCCCUUGCGCGCCGCUGGAUGCUGUGAUCGACAUCCGGGCAGUUGCCUAUGCCAUCGGCAGCUUUGCCGGGUACUCCGCGAUGCGUGCUCUGCGCGAGGUGUGUCAAGCUGCACGAUCAGCAGCUGCGGAUAUCCUGGACCCUCUUUGCCCAGGUCACCUGUACCUGUGCGGUGGCUUCGAAGGAGCUCUGGCUUUGAGCUCCGUGGAGAGACUGGAUCCGCAUGCUGGCGUUUGGGAGGUGCUCCCGCCCAUGACAGAGGCUCGGCAGUACACCUGUGCAGGAGUAAUGGCCGGCAAGAUUUACGUCUGUGGCGGUUGGGCUGGACCCCAACCUGUCCGAAGUGUGGAGUGCUUUGACCCAGAUUACUCGAGGUGGUCGCCUAUGCCACCAAUGCUAGUAGCCAGGUGGGGAGCUGGAGCAGGUGUGAUCAACAAACGACUCUUCAUAUGCGGUGGCCUGGACGAGAACAGGCAGCCUUUGAACUCGGUCGAGUGCUUCACUCCGCCAGGAGUUCCGAUGCAGCUUCUGCACGUCACUCCACGGGCGCCACAGACGCCAACCGGCAGCUGGCAGGCAGUCUCUUCAAUGGCAGAGAGACGUGGGUGGCCUGCAGCUGUGUCGCUGCAAGGACUACUCUAUGUCUGCGGUGGCCGAGAUGAACAGAGGGAGCCGCUGAGCAGCGUGGAGAGACUGAAUCAUCCACCGAGCAUUUGGCUUCCGCUUCCACCGCUGUCCAGUCAGCGAGCAGGCGCAUCAGCUGCAGCCUGUGGUGGCAGGCUCUACGUGUGUGGAGGAGCAUUUGGCGCGGGAGACUUCGCUUGCGGGAGUGGCGGCCAGUCCACAGAACUGUGCUGCCCCCAAGGCCCAGAUGCUCAACUCGGUGGAGCGCUACGAUCCCAAGGUUGGCACCUGGGAAACACUGGCGCCGAUGUUGAAACGUCGCGCCUAUGUCGCGGCCGCUGGUAUUGCUGGUCGAAUACAUGUUUUUGGUGGCAGCGACGGUGGGCAGGCUUGAGACCAGCAACUCGCCUGGAGCGGCCCAAGGUGCCCAGCCAGUCCUUUUCAGGCCAGACACCUCCGAGUCAGCCAGAGCCUUCCUUCAGAGGCCGACUGCUUCUUGGCCUUUCCGCUGCAGCUCUGUUGGCGAGGAAGGGCUUGAGGCGUGUGCGACGACGUCAAGGUUCUCAGGUGAACACCCUGGAACUAAGCCCGGAAGGACUAGGCUGGAAAGUGGAGGACAACGGCGAAUUGAAAGAGCGAGUCGAGAAAGCCCUUGAGCGGGGAGGGCUCCAGGGAACGGCGCUGCGACAGAACAAGCAGUGGCCAAGCAAGGGGGAGGUGCUGAGGGCCAUCCCAAAGGAUUGCAUGGUCAAAGAGACUGGACGGUCAUUGGCACAUGCGGCGGUUUCAACUUUGCAGGUGCUGUUUUGCGGCUAUCUCGCUUGGAAGUACAUCCCGAUGACCGCAGCCUUUGCCCCCAUGUGGCUGCUCUACGCGGUGGUGCAGGGCACGCUGGCCACCGGACCCUGGGUCAUCGGUCAUGAGUGUGGCCACAACGCAUUUUGUAACGAGCAGUGGUUGCAGACUCUGGUCGGAUACGUGUUGCACUCGGCCUUGAUGGUUCCUUACUUCUCCUGGCAGCGAUCUCACGCCGUCCACCACUCGAAGACAAACCACAUGACGGAAGGUGAGACGCACGUCCCAAGGUUGCAGAAGGGUUCCACCAACAAGUACCAGAAUCUGGCUAAGUGGUUUGGUCAGAGUUCAGUCGCAGCGACCCGGAUGAUUACACACCUCGUGCUCGGUUGGCCUGCGUACAUUCUCGGUGGUGCCACCGGAGGUCCAGCGUAUGGCACCACAAACCACAUGUGGCCUUUCGCGCCCUUCCGCAACGGGAGGAAGGAGCUGUUCCCCAAAGCAUGGAAGUCGAAGGUGUUGCUAUCGGACGUGGGUAUCGUCGCAAUGGCCGGAAUCCUGAUGUGGUGGGCAAAGACCAGUGGAUUUAUGCCGGUCUUCGCUCUCUAUCUUGCUCCGUUGAUGGUGACUAACUGCUGGCUGGUGCUUUACACCUGGCUCCAGCACACCGAUGUUGACAUUCCCCACUUCGACGAGGAGAAUUGGACAUGGGUGAAGGGUGCUUUUCACACUGUCGACCGGCCUUACGGUCCGGUGCUGGACUACGUCCACCACAGGAUCGGCUCGACGCAUGUGGCCCACCACGUUUGCUCAGCCAUCCCAUUCUACAAGGCGAGGAAGGCGACGGAAGCUCUUAAGGAGAAGUUCCCCGAUCUGUACUUGUACGACCCCACUCCGAUCCACAAGGCGCUGUGGCGCGUGUCCUCUCGCUGCACUGCUGUGCAGAAGGCGGAAGGAAACGACGGCAUGUACAUCUUCACCUGA